Messenger RNA from Panonychus citri (citrus red mite), 2843 nucleotides. RefSeq names its product serine/threonine-protein kinase TBK1-like. NCBI's taxonomy places the organism in Eukaryota, Metazoa, Arthropoda, Arachnida, Trombidiformes, Tetranychidae. Gene Ontology annotation, biological process: peptidyl-serine phosphorylation. Gene Ontology annotation, molecular function: ATP binding; protein serine/threonine kinase activity. Gene Ontology annotation, cellular component: cytoplasm. The record is from RefSeq and is a predicted model, not a curated record.
CAUAAACGUAAACUCAAUUUUCUGUUACUCUUGAUUAGAGUUGUUGAUUCUUGUUUACCUUUUUCUCUCUCUAAUUUUGUUAAUUUUAUUUAGAAUUUAAUAAUUUAAUGUGUAACCCAAACAAUCAACAAUCUUUUUAAUUGUUUCUCUGGUUUAAUCUGAGAAAGAAACACAAUUUAAGUGAAAGAGAGAAAGUGAAAGAGACAACAUGUGAAUCAAGUGAUACGUUUUCUUUUUGUGUAUCAUUACCUUUAUUUUUGUUUUCUUCUUGUUUUCAUUUGAUUUUUAAUUAUGUUGAACAAUUAAAUUCUAUUCUUUCUAAAUUGUUACCAUUAUGGCUUACCUGAGGAGUUCUCGUAAUUAUGUUUGGAAUGUGAAUAAUGUUCUGGGCAAAGCUACUGGGGCAGUUUAUUCGGGUGUCAAUAAGUAUACUGGUGAUCCUGUUGCGGUGAAAUCUUUUAAUCAUGCCUCUCAUAUGAGACCUUAUGAAGUUCAAGAGAGAGAAUUUGAAGUUCUAAAGAAAGUAAAUCAUCAGAAUAUUGUUCGUUUAAUUGCCAUUGAAGAAGAGAAUGAAUCUCACCAUAAAGUAUUAAUCAUGGAACUUUGUACUGGAGGAAGUUUAUUCAAUAUUCUUGAUGAUCCAAUUAAUUGUUAUGGUCUUGAGGAGAAAGAGUUUAUUGCUGUUGUCAAACAUUUAGCUGCGGGUAUGAAACAUCUAAGAGACAUGCACAUAAUCCAUAGAGAUUUAAAACCAGGUAAUAUAAUGAAAUUUAUCGGUGAAGAUGGUAUUUCGAUUUACAAGUUAACGGAUUUUGGUGCUGCUCGAGUCUUGGAGGAUGAUCAGCCAUUCAUGUCACUUUAUGGAACUGAAGAAUAUCUGCAUCCCGAUAUGUAUGCACGAGCCGUUCUUCAUAAAUCAGCUGGUAAAUCGUUUCGUGCCAAUGUUGACCUUUGGAGUAUUGGAGUUACUCUUUUUCACAUAGCAACUGGAUCUCUACCGUUUAAACCUCAUGGAGGAAGAAAAAACAAAGAAACUAUGUUUAAAAUAACAACAGAAAAACAAUCAGGAAUCAUCUCGGGAUAUCAACAUACAGAAAACGGUGAAAUCGUUUGGAGUCGAAAUCUCCCGCAAACUUGUCUCCUUAGUCCAGCUAUCCAAGGAUUGAUUGUUCCUUUAUUAGCUGGAAUUAUGGAAUGUGAUUCUCAUAAAAUGUGGUCGUUCGAAAAAUUUUUCUCCACCGUAACUCAUGUUCUAUCUCAUAAUGUACUUUAUAUUUUUUAUAUCAAUCAUAUGGAAGAUGUGGUAAUUUAUCUUCAUCCAUCCGUAGGAACUCUUAACGAUUUAAAACAUAAUUUGGAAACUAAAGUAUCAAUUCCAGCCAAAAGUGCACUUCUCCUUUGGAAUAAGCAACAAAUCCAUGAUCUAUCGGAAGUUAAUUGUUCACCAGAUAAUCCAAUUUUACUUCUAAAUUCCGAUGUAACCAAAUUAAAGCCAAGUCCUUUAUUAUCGAAACAAUUACCGAAAUUUCCAGUUAUGCAUACAACAUUAACCAAUCUCGAAGAAGAUGCUCAAAAGUCUAAAAUUUGUUCCUCUAUAGCUUAUGCAUAUUCCAGAGCUAUCGAAAAGUGUGUUCUCUAUUAUCAAUUAGCCAACAUAACUCCAAUGCAUGUUAUAUCACUGAUUGAUUCCAAUUUGCGUUUACUUACUGAGAAACAACAAGCUUGCUCCCAUUUUUUCAACUCAUUAACACACCAAUUGGCUUAUUUCAGUGAUGUAGAUGAUUAUCUUAAACAUAUCGCUCAACUAUUAAAUUUGGAGGAAUCUGUUAGCAUUAAUUUUGAAUCAAUGGCCAAGGGUCACAUAUUGUUUGAAAGUUUAUCUGAUUAUUCAUCAACUUUGAUGCCCAAGAUGACAUGUAUGAAGGAAAAUGUUAAAAAUCUACAAGAAGAUUGGUAUAAGAUGAACAAAUCGACGGGUGAAGUGGACAUUGAAACAGCUAAAUCAAGGUCAAAAUAUUAUUCUCAAAAGAUUCGUGAAUCUUGGCAAUUAUUGCAUAAAGACAAAGCAGCUCGAAAUUUAACUGUGGCCGAAGAUCAACUUCACCAAUUGGAGAAGGUUAAAAUUGAUACUAAUUCUAAAAAACUGAAAGUUCUAAUGGAGGAUAUUUGCUGUACUGCGCUGUCAGAGAUUACAAAACGACUCGAAAAUUGGUACACUGGUGCUCAAGUUGCGCUCAAACAAUCGGAAUGUUUAUUUAAAGAGUUCUCAAUAUUUACCAAUAAUUGCGAAGAGUUACAACAGUGUUUGAAUAAAGUUCGAGAUGAUCAGAAAUGCCUUUGGCAAAUUACGUUUAAAAAGAUUGAACCCAAAAUGAAGGAAUCAGUCGUUUCAUCGUCGACAAUCAAUUUGACGGAAAAAUUGGCCGAUGGUCUGAAUGAUGGUACUCGAGAUUAUCGAAAUCUUCAAAAGUUUCUAAGAGAAUACGAUGAGAAAAGAGAAAGGUUUUUCUCCUUGGUUGAAGAGAAUCGAAAUCUAGUAAAUGAAUUCGAAUCAAUUUCAUUAAGAGAUAAUCAACAAUAAAUCGAUGUGAUAAUCAAUGUUUACUAUUAAAUUCCUGUUCACCUGAUGGAUAAAAAUACUGGAUUAACGAUUAAUAUUAAUCAUAGAUCUGAAUUUUCUCUAAUUAUUAAUCAUGAUCAUGGUUUUUACAAUUGCCUUCUUAUUGAUUUUAUUAGAUUGUUAACAAUUAUUACAAUGAUUAACUUUACCUGAUUUUCCAAGAGCAAAAUCAACACAUUAAGCAUAACAAUAAUAAUUUAAUUGUUGCCUUAUAGCAUUUAAA